Messenger RNA from Chiroxiphia lanceolata (lance-tailed manakin), 3362 nucleotides. It is a transcript of the gene IPP, whose product is annotated as intracisternal A particle-promoted polypeptide. The coding region runs from base 33 to 1799 and encodes 588 amino acids. NCBI's taxonomy places the organism in Eukaryota, Metazoa, Chordata, Aves, Passeriformes, Pipridae. Gene Ontology annotation, molecular function: actin binding. The record is from RefSeq and is a predicted model, not a curated record. The transcript has 8 exons.
GCCGCCGCAGCAGCAGCAGCAGCAGCUCCGCGAUGGCGGCGAGCGCCGGGGCGGGCAAGGGCAGCGCCAGCCCCAGCUCCUGCUCCAGCUCCGAGCGCCACGCCCGCCUCCUCCUGGCCCAGAUCAACCGGCUGCGCGCCGGGCAGUGCUUCUGCGACGUGCGGCUGGAGGUGGGCCCGGAGGCGUUCGCCGUGCACCGCCUGGUGCUGGCGGCCAGCAGCCCCUACUUCGCGGCGCUGUUCGCGGGCGGCAUGAAGGAGACCGGGCGGGACGUGGUGCGGAUCGCGGGCGUGGAGGCGGGCACCUUCCACACGCUGCUCGACUUCAUCUACACAGGGGUGGUGAGCAUCGCGGAGCACAACGUCCAGGAGCUCAUCGUCGCCGCCGACAUGCUGCAGCUCACCGAGGUGGUGGAGCUCUGCUGCGAGUUCCUCAAGGGGCAGAUCGACCCGCUGAACUGCAUCGGCCUCUUCCAGUUCUCCGAGCAGAUCGCCUGUCACGACCUGAUGGAGUUCACCGAGAGCUACAUCCACGCGCACUUCCUGGAGGUGCAGGGCGGGGAGGAGUUCCUGGCGCUCACCAAGGAGCAGCUCGUGAAGAUCCUGCGGAGCGAGGACCUGAGCAUCGAGGACGAGUACCAGGUGUUCAUAGCGGCCAUGCAAUGGAUUCUGAAGGAUGUGGGGAAAAGAAAGAAAUACGUCGUAGAAGUGCUGGAGCCUGUUCGAUUCCCUCUGCUGCCGGCACAGAGGCUGUUAAAAUACAUAGAAAGUAUUCCAGAUUUCAGUCUUCGGGUGGCUCUGCAAACUCUGUUGAAAGAAUAUUGUGAAGUCUCUAAAUCUCCCAAAGAGAACAAGGUCAGCAGUUUUCUGCAGGCUUCUAAAGGUCGUCCCCGGAGGAAAGCCAGGAAGUACCUUUAUGCAGUAGGUGGGUACAACAGACUGCAGGGAGGACGCUGGAGUGACAGCAGAGCCCUCAGCUGUGUGGAGCGAUUUGACACUUUCAGCCACUACUGGACCACAGUGUCCUCUCUCCACCAGGCCCGGAGCGGGCUGGGGGUGGCUGUGGUGGGAGGAAUGGUCUAUGCCAUUGGAGGUGAGGACAACUCGAUGAUUUUCGACUGUACGGAAUGUUAUGACCCUGUUACGAAGCAGUGGACAACUGUGGCUUCCAUGAACCAUCCCCGUUGUGCACUGGGAGUGUGCACGUGCUAUGGUGCUAUCUAUGCUUUGGGAGGUUGGGUUGGAGCAGAGAUCGGCAACACAAUUGAAAGAUUUGAUCCUGAAGAAAAUUGUUGGGAUGUGGUGGGAAGCAUGGCUAUGCCCCGUUACUGCUUUGGGUGUUGUGAAAUGCAAGGUUUGAUUUACGUUGUUGGUGGUGUCAGCAGCGAAGGAGUAGAGCUCCGCUCCGUCGAAGUCUACGACCCGAUAUCCAAACGUUGGUCUGAGCUCGCUCCCAUGGGCACCCGGAGAGCCUAUCUUGGUGUGGCUGCUCUCAACGAUUGUAUCUACGCCGUGGGAGGCUCGAGUGAAUCUCAGGAUGCACUUGCUAGUGUAGAAAGAUACUCAUUCGAAGAGGAAAAGUGGGUUGAAGUUGCUCCGAUGAAGAUCCCAAGAGCUGGUGUGUGUGUUGUGGCUGUGAAUGGACUCCUCUAUGCCUUGGGAGGCCGAGCUCCCAGUCCUGAUUUUGCUGCUCCGGUAACCUCUGACUCUGUGGAAGUUUAUAACCCUCAUAUGGACAGUUGGACCGAAAUUGCCAACAUGAUCACCAGCCGCUGCGAAGGAGGUGUGGCCGUGCUGUAAAACACAAAGAAGAAAACUCACUGAAGGAAUGAAUAAAUCUGUCUCCUCAGAUCUCCGGCUUCAUAGGCCAGAAACCUUUUUUAACACAGGAGCUGCAGCGGAGAAUUAGAUCAGAGGGAUUUUCCUGAGCCAAAGGAAAAGCCCUUCAAAGUAAAUUGGCUUAUCCAGUGUCUGUCUUGGGAAGUAUUCUGUUAAGAGUAGGAAUGCCUCUUAUAACUGGAUUAAGCUCACUGAAAUAAAUGGUGAAUUUGCCCCGUAAAAAUCUGAAGAAAUAAUUCCAGCACGUCAGAGACAUUAAUCAGGUUGUUAACUCUCUCAGGUGCACCCAAGCUGGCAUUUUAGUUGCCCUUGCAAUCUGGAAGGGGGUUACUAUGGACAGCAAGGAGUUACCUGGAGAUAAGACCAGGUGGGCAAUUUGGAUGGCAUUAGUUGUCUUUUUCUGGUGGAAAACAAGGAAGAGAAGGUAACAAAGGGGAAGCUUGGUGUCUCUACUUAUGACCUUGAUACAUUUGAGCCUCUUUUCUGCACCUGGACAUUAAAUAUGAAUUGGAUAUUUACUUUCUGGCUACUCCACUCACUUGGAUGGUGAGUGGCUGAGAAUUUCCUGUUUUGGAAGGUUAUCCUUACAGUUCUAAUAAUGUCAUUCCACUUCAGCAUUGGCUUUUCUUCUCAGUGGUAUCAGCUAUGACAGUAGAGCUCCUUUUUGUGUAAGCUCUGAUCAAUUUUAAAUGGAAAUGCUAUUCAUUAGAUUUGCUGUUCUCUUUAGGACUGCUCUUAGUAAAAAAAAUUAGGGAAAGCCUUUUGCCCCCGUUUUGUUUCCCCACAGUUAAAUGUGCUUUUACCCAGUGUGACACAUGCUGAGACUUGGCAUUGGAGUAUUUGCUGUUCUACAAGGCACACAGUUCACCUUCACUAUAUCUUGUGCCUCUUCCAAAUUUGAGCCAGUGGAGCUUUCUGUGAUAGAAUUAGCUGCACUCAGCAUUAAAGUGAUGCUAUCAGUGUGCUCUUGAGGAGUUUGUAUUUGGCUUGGAUACAUCUAGUAGAACAAUACUACUAGGAGUUUGGAGUUUUUUCUAAAUUCAUUUAAUUAACAAAUUUGAUGUUGCUUUUUGCACACUUGUGAUUGCAUUUUCUGCACAGCUGGGGAGGAUUUGGAUGGAGCCUGAAGUGAGGCUGCUUGAACUUUGAUAGACAGUGUUAUUCUGGAACACAAAACCACAAGUGGAAUGUCACUGAACAGGAAGCCUGCACUGUGUAGACAAAGGAGCAUUCAUGCUGUCUAGGUCAACAUCCCCUGUGUAAAAGUAACUAAUUAAUACAGGAAUCAAAUCCUCCAAGGUGAGUGCUGCAGGUACCUUAAGAAUCUAGGUUUUAAAAUCUGACAUAGGGUUGGGCUAAAACAUGCUACAUGAUGGAGUUUCUUUCUCUGAUUGUUCUAUAAUCUUGUGUGUGCUUUUACUUCAGAGGAUUUCUUAUAUGUCUGAAUUAAUGUCUAUUUUUUUCAAGUAUAAGCUUGUAUUAAACAGCAUUUCAUAAUAAAAUGUGUUUUCAGAACUGACUGUG